This is a messenger RNA of Helicoverpa armigera (cotton bollworm), 1224 nucleotides long. RefSeq names its product fatty acid-binding protein. Gene Ontology annotation, cellular component: nucleus; cytosol. Gene Ontology annotation, molecular function: fatty acid binding. The record is from RefSeq and is a predicted model, not a curated record. Lineage: Eukaryota; Metazoa; Arthropoda; Insecta; Lepidoptera; Noctuidae. The coding region runs from base 81 to 494 and encodes 137 amino acids. Gene Ontology annotation, biological process: fatty acid transport. The transcript has 4 exons.
AUUGAUAUAACUCCAUUAUCAGUUACCUACUGAUAGUACUCGUGUACUUAGCUAUCAAACGCGUUUGUACUCCGUUGGAAAUGGACGAGGUGUACGGCAGAAAGUACGUUUUAACCGAUUCGGAGAACUUUGAAGAUUAUUUGAUUUAUAUUGGUGUGAACUACUUCGCUCGUAAAAUAGCGCUGAAACUAAGCCAGACUCAUAUUCUGACAAAGAAUGAGGAUGGCACAUACACCUUCCAGUUCAUAUCUCCUAUGGCUAGUACAACUGUCACCUUCACUUCAGGAGUCGAGUUCGAAGAGGUUAAAGCUGACGGAGUUAAGGUAAAAGCGACAAUGACAAUAGAAGAUAACAUAAUGACGCACAUACAGAUAGAUGAAAACGGAAACAUUUCUACACACGUCAGAGAAUUUUUUGCUGACAAGAUGACAGUGACGACAACAGCUAAGGGACUGGAUAAAGUAGUAAAAAGAUAUUACGUUGUACAGGAAUGAGCUGGGUGACAAGAGAGAUACUACAAAUUCUAGUCAAAGAUUUUUAAGAAUAUUGCGAAGUUUAUUCGCAAUGAGACGAUUUUUUUGUCAAGUACUUAAAUUUAAAAUUUAGUUUGAUGUAAUAGGAAUGCUGAUUGCUGAGGGUGCGUUUAGACCAAACGAACAAAGAGCAGAGUAUUAUUUCAGAUAAUUUUAGCAUUGUAAAUACUGUAAGUGUAAGAUCUUUUGUCUGAAAAGAAUUGGAUGGCUAUAAAAAGUAAUAAAAUUAGCAAUAUGCUGGCUUGGCUUAAACACAGUCUUAGGUACUAGAUAUACACAAACAAAAUCCCAGAGUUUUUACAUGUUCGAGCAGAUAAACUUUACGAACUUACAGAGCAGUGAAUUUCAUGUUAAACAUGUUGGGCCUUACUACAAAAACUUUAAACCCUGUUUUACACUUGUCUAAUAAAAUUUUGGCUGCAAAAUGAACCAUAUGUCAACGUCAUAAUUUGUCAUUUUUUUAGACAAGGCAUAAACUGACGUUUAAAAGUUUUUGUGGUAGGACGGGUUAUAUUUAAGUUUCUUUAAAUAAGCACGCAUGUAACUACAUUUUUAAUGUAAUACCUUAUGUAUACUGUUUAGAUUAAGGAUUGUUAGAACAAUUAAGAUCGAUAAAUACUGUUAGCAUAUGAGAUACCUCAUGAUGUUGUACUUAAGUAUUUAACUGAAUACACGUAAGAAGUACACUCUA